GUAGCUUAAGCCCCUUAAGAAGCAGAUCGUCAACCGACGUCGUUGUACCAAGGAAGACAGCAUGGUUACCAGAUCACCAGUCUCAACGUACAAGCCAAGCUACCUUCACCGCCCAGGUGCUGAACCACUGUUUGCCCUCACAUUGGGGCAGUUAGCACAGAAAGCAGCAGAAGAAUGGGGUGAGAAAGAAGCAUUAGUGUCAGUGUACGAGCAACAACGUUACACUUUCAAAGAAAUGCUAGAAAAGGCUGAUAGGCUUGCUGCAGGCCUCUUGCAGCUGGGCCUUAAGCCUGGAGAUCGAUUGGGAAUAUGGGGCCCCAACUCCAGUGACUGGUAUAUCUCAAGAGUAGCUGCAGCUAGAGCUGGACUUAUAGCAGUACAAAUUGAUCCAGCAUACCAACCCCCAGAACUCUUGCAUGCUCUUGUCAAAGUAGAAGCCAAGGCUCUUAUUUGUGCAGAGAAAUAUAAAUCCAACAAUUGCUAUGAUAUGGUGCAAACAUUAAUUCCAGAAUUAAAUAAGAGUGCUGAGGGUGGAAUUGAAAUUACCAGCUCUAAACUUCCAGCUCUGAAGACACUCAUUGUUAUGAGUAAUGCACAACACAGAGGCGCUUAUCGGCUCAAGGACAUUAUCUUAUCUGCAAGUGAAGAGUACAUCCAGGAAGUAAAUCAACUGCAGACACUCAUACAGCCGGACGAUGGAUGUACUGUUCAGUUCUCAUCUGGCACAACUGGAAGUCCUAAAGCUGCCCUCUUAAGCCACCAUGCCUUGGUCAAUAAUGGCUACUUCAUCAGAACACCCAUGAACAAAGACAGAAAGGGAGUAAAAGUGUGUGUUUUAACACAGUUCUGUCACUCUUCAGGCAGCUUUCAUGGCAUUAUUUGUAACAUACUUUUUGGCUACAUUGUUGUUUUGCCAGCACCUACAUUUGAUGCUAAGAAAACUUUGGAAGCCAUUACACAAGAGAGGUGCACAGACUUGUUUGGAACCCCAUCAAUGUAUGUGGACUUAAUCAACACUUCACAAGACCUGAACCUUAAGGUCACAACACUUCAGGUGGCAGGAUGUGGUGGUGCACCAUGUAGCCAGCAGUUGGCCUUGCAGAUAAAGCAGACAUUAAAUGUCAGGCACUUGCGUCAAGGUUAUGGAAUGACAGAAGUGUCAGGAGUUUUUUUUUCGACAUUUAAUGAUACCUUGGAGCACGUCACAACUACAGUUGGCUGCCUUGUGGAUCACUGUGAG
This is a messenger RNA of Cryptotermes secundus, 1240 nucleotides long. Its product is annotated as medium-chain acyl-CoA ligase ACSF2, mitochondrial. Gene Ontology annotation, biological process: fatty acid metabolic process. The record is from RefSeq and is a predicted model, not a curated record. Lineage: Eukaryota; Metazoa; Arthropoda; Insecta; Blattodea; Kalotermitidae. The transcript is spliced from 9 exons. The annotation marks the transcript as partial. Gene Ontology annotation, molecular function: medium-chain fatty acid-CoA ligase activity.